Messenger RNA from Hibiscus syriacus, 509 nucleotides. Its product is annotated as probable signal peptidase complex subunit 1. Gene Ontology annotation, biological process: protein targeting to ER. The record is from RefSeq and is a predicted model, not a curated record. Lineage: Eukaryota; Viridiplantae; Streptophyta; Magnoliopsida; Malvales; Malvaceae. The transcript is spliced from 2 exons. Bases 75 to 350 code for a protein of 91 amino acids. Gene Ontology annotation, cellular component: signal peptidase complex; endoplasmic reticulum membrane.
GUUCUUUCUUCUUCGUUACCGACUUUCGCUUUCAGGCAUCUUCUCGCUCUCUUCGCUUCAUCAAUUAACUUGCGAUGGAUUGGCAAGGACAAAAGUUGGCAGAGCAGAUAAUGCAGAUAAUGCUGUUGUUGUCGGCGGUGAUUGCAUUCGCCGCAGGGUAUGUGCUGGGAUCGUUUCAAAUGAUGAUGAUCGUAUAUGCGGGUGGCGUGACUCUCACCACAUUGAUUACGGUUCCGAAUUGGCAUUUCUUCAAUCGCCACCCACUCAAAUGGUUGGAUCCCAUUGAAGCUGAGAAGCAUCCCAAGCCACAGGUGGCUGUGAGUUUGAAAAAGAAAGGCACCAAGAAGUAAGGUCGUGUUUGCUUAGAGGACUGAACCGAUGUUUUCUUCUUUUAUGUGUUUUGAAGGGUACAAUAAUCUACUUGAUUUCCCUGAAUUUUUUGGACUAUGAAACAAUUAAUGGAAGAGUAUUCUUCUUGGAGGAUACAAUAACAGGGUGUUAUAGAUGCU